This is a messenger RNA of Paramecium sonneborni, 2717 nucleotides long. The record is from the annotation of a GenBank genome assembly. Lineage: Eukaryota; Ciliophora; Oligohymenophorea; Peniculida; Parameciidae.
AUGUAAUUAUUAACAUCAUUUACAAUCAAUACAGAUAAUAAAAAUGCAUAAGCAAAAUCAACUAAAACUUAGAAUACAUAAAUAUUCAAAGUGCAUUUUUAUCCAAAAUAAUAUGUUAUAGAAACAAAUUAGAAAACAAUAACAAUAGAUAAACAUCUGAUAAUUGAUAGAGAUAAUGGAAAUUUAUAUGAGAAAGGUAUUUAAUAUAUAUAUACUUUUAUAUAUAGAUGGAGCACCACCAUAAAGUGAACAUUAAUAGAUGGCAUUUUCAGCUUUCUUAGGAACAAUAUAUAUUUUAGAUAAACCAUUUUUAUUAUUAGUAGAUGAGGCUGAAUUAAUUUGCACAAUAGAUGAAUAGGAUAUAUUUUAGAUUGCUUCAGUAGCAUUUUUACCUUAUGAGCCAAAUGAAAAAAUUGUUUAAUCUGCAAAAGCAAAUGAAAUUUUAAAAAUGAUAGGACAUUUAAGAAAAUUAUUAGUAAUGGGAUUUUAUUUUUCUUAUGGAUAUGAUUUAACAUUAUCAAAAGUAAAAUAAAAGAUAGAAGAGAAAACUGAAGAAAAGUUUUUAUGGAAUUUGAAUUUAAUUAGAAAUCAUUUAAAACAAUAGAUUGAUAGGAAAUGGUUAACUAAUAUAAUAUAAGGAUUUAUCAAUUAUUUUUAUUUGUAUAUAAAUGGAAAGAAAUUAGAUUUUUAUUUAAUUAGUAGAAGAUCUUGUAAAAGAGCAGGUACAAGAUAUAAUGCUAGAGGAAUAGAUGAUGAUGGAAAUGUAGCUAAUUUUGUAGAAACAGAAUAAAUAAUAUAUUAUAAUAACCAUUGUUGUUCUCAUUUAUAAGUAAGAGGUAGUGUACCUAUAUUUUGGAAUUAAAGAGGAUUAUUAACAGAAACUAAAUUAAUGAGAUCAGCAGAAUUAACUAAAAGUGCAUUUAAAAAACAUUUUAAAGGUCUUAUAGAAGAUUAUUCAAGAGUAAUAUGUUUAAAUUUAAUGGCUAAAAAAAAGAGUGCAGAAUAAAUGGUAACCGAAGGAUUUGAGGAAUAAGUUAAAUUAAAUACUGAAGAAUUAAAUGGAAAUAUAAAAUAUGAAUGGUUUGAUUUUCAUCAUGAGUGUAAAAAUAAUGAUUUUUCAUAAUCCAAUCCAUUAAUACGAAAAUUAAUGGAACAUAUAAGAAAUUUUGGAUUUUAUUUAGAAGAUUUAAAAACAAAAAAAGUAUUAUCAGUUUAACAUGGAAUAUUUAGAACAAAUUGUAUGGAUUGUCUUGAUAGAACUAACUUUAUUUAGACAAAGAUAGCAAUGAGUGUUUUUGAUUUAUCAACAAAAUAAUUAGGUGUAGAUUUUUAAAAUUUAUUAAAAAUGUCUCCAAUAGAAGCAUUAGAUGAAGAUUCUAGUAAAAUAACAAAUUAUUUUAUUUAAUAUUUUAAAAAUAUAUGGGCAGAUAAUGGUGAUAUGUUAUCAAUACAAUAUACAGGUACUGGUUCAACUCAUACUAAUAUAACAAGAACAGGGUAAAGAGAUAUAACAGGUACAUUAGAUCAUGGAACUAAAUCAUUAUUGAGAUUUGUAAAUUAAAAUUUUGUAGAUAAUGAUAAAUAAGAAACAAUUGAUAUCUUAUUAGGUAAUCAUGCUGAUAUUACUGCAUCAUAUAGUAAAUAAAUAGAUGAAAAAUUAAAAACAAGAUUAUAAGAAUUUUGUAAUUUUUCUGAAAGAUCUAUAUUAGUAGUAACUUGGAAUGUAGGAGGAUAAACUGUUCCAUAAUCAUAUGAUUUAAAUAAAUAAAUAAUAGAUUAUUCUGCAGAUAUUAUUGUAAUUGGAUUAUAAGAAAUGGUUACAUCUGGAACAGGAUUAGUUGUAGGAUCAUCUUAAUAUUUAUAAGAUUGGGAUAAAUUGAUUGCAACUAAUUUAAGAUAGAAAGAUAAAUAUAUUUAUAUUAAAUCUAAAGAAUUAUUGGGAAUGGGAUUAUUUAUAUAUGCUAAAGAGAGAUUUCAAGAUAGAAUAACUAAAGUUAGUUAUGAUACUAUUAAACUGGGUUUCUUAGGAUAGAUUGCUAAUAAAGGAGCAGUUGUUAUUAAAAUGCUUAUUGAUGAUACAUUAAUAUGUUUCAUUAAUUGUCAUUUAGAACAUGGAUAGAAAAGUCUAUCUACUAGAUUAUAAAGUCUUAAAGAUAUUCAUUAAAACAUAUUUAAUUAAAUUGGUAUUGGUAAAAAAAAAGAAGAAAAAAUUGAAUAAUGUGAUUAUCGAAUUUUAUUUGGCGAUCUAAAUUUCAGACUUAAUCUUGAAGCAGAUAAAGUUAUUACAUCUACUUAAAGACAUAAAUUAUUUAUUGAUUAAAGUAGAAUUCAUGAAGCCAAAGAAAUUCUUUAGUAUAAAAAUAUAUAUAUAUAAUUAUAGACAAUUAUAAAAAUACGAUGAAAUCUUAACCAAUAGAGAAUAGAAUUAAUAUUUAAAAUAAUAUAAAGAAGCUGAUAUCAAUUUUCUACCUACUUAUAAAUUUGAACCAUAUUCUAAUAUUUAUGAUAAAUUAAGAACUCCUUCAUGGACUGAUAGAAUCUUAGUAGGAUAACAUGAACAUUGUGAACAUAAAUAUUAAUAUUACAAAUGUCAUGAUAUUAACUAUAGUGAUCAUAGACCAGUUAGUGCACUUAUCAAUCUCAAAACCAGAAAAGAAAUUGCAGAAAAAAAAUCAGAUGUCAUUUCAUCAAUUUAUAAAACUGAAUCAUGAUAUAAU